This is a messenger RNA of Capronia epimyces CBS 606.96, 2406 nucleotides long. RefSeq names its product TTK protein kinase. Lineage: Eukaryota; Fungi; Ascomycota; Eurotiomycetes; Chaetothyriales; Herpotrichiellaceae. Gene Ontology annotation, cellular component: spindle; kinetochore; nucleus. Bases 1 to 2406 code for a protein of 801 amino acids. Gene Ontology annotation, molecular function: protein serine/threonine/tyrosine kinase activity; protein serine/threonine kinase activity; ATP binding. The record is from RefSeq and is a predicted model, not a curated record. Gene Ontology annotation, biological process: peptidyl-serine phosphorylation; meiotic spindle assembly checkpoint signaling; chromosome segregation. The transcript has a single exon.
AUGACCGGCGACAGCUCUGAUGAUGAGGAGCUUGCCCCCAUAAAGCUCAGUGCAGAAGCGCAGGCUAUAUUAGGAGAAGUUGACUCGCAGUCGGGAACGAACAAGGAAAAUUGGGCGCCAGAGGUCCAAAAUGCGAAGGCGAUGGGCGAACCACACCGAGAGGGCAGAGGCACUCCCAUUGAUAUACUCAGGAAGUCUAGCCCGCUCCAUCACAGGGAUGGUAGCCCUGCUCCACGCCUCGUUCGAGUCACUGCGGGCGCUCGUCCUGGACCACAUGUGAUCUUGGGAAGGGAUGGAUCGUUCAUGUACAAAAUCCACGAAAGAUCAGCUGCGCGUUUUCAUCCAGAAUCCCACGACUCACAAACCCCCGCCCCACGGAUACGGCGGAUUCGCAUAAGCGACUCAAGGCGUCUGUCAAGAUCGCCACCCUCCAAGCAAGCAUCCGACUCAGCCCAGCAGCAACAGCCGCUGGGAGACGCACCCCAAUCCUCCGGCCGUUCCCACAGCCCGCAGUCUCAUGAACCUCACAGCAGCCCGGAAGAGGAAGGUGCUGCAAUACCGUCCACAACCAGGCGAUCCCGACGAGGUGAAGAGAAUGGGGCUCAGAGUACGAUGCGAGUCCGACGUGUAGGGGGCGCCUUGCUGAACAGACCUGUAAGGAGAGGAAUGGUGCGCCGCCAGAGCGAAGAGGAGGACGUAAGCUUGGAGCACCAAGAAGGCGAACGCUCGAGAACUCCCGAGAUCGAAAUGGGUCGCAGAGCCAAAGAACCUGAUCUGGAAGAUUUACCGGAUGAUUUACUCGCCCUUCAAGGCAGUCCAAAACGGGUCAGACCAUCUCAAAUCUCGUACAAGCCGAUAUCGCCCGAGCAGCCCAAGGAACAACCCCAGGAUCAGCAACAGGAGCAAGCAAUUCCCGAUCCAGCACCAUCGAGACCUGCAUCUGUCCACGGGUCUGCUCUACCAACGCCUGGCACUCGUGAGUCGCAGCCGUCGUCGAAAACUUCCAGUAACCAAAGGAAUCCAAUCUUCAAAAUCCCUCCUUUACCAUCACACCCCUCAGCACAAGAUCAAGAAAAUGAACCACCGCCAACUUUUCGAAGAGCAAAAGCCACCUCUGCAAUUCUGGAGGUGCAUGAAGACGAGCCUCAUUUGGACCAGAAACAGGCAGACCCUGUACCGCCACAGUCCUCCCCGUCCCGACAACCACUAGCAGCCAGAUCGAACAAUGUUGCCCAUAGACCGGCUCCUGCUCCACCGCCAAAGAUGUCCAUUCUAGAUGCAGCCACUUCGAAUGCAGGAUCUAGAAACAAGAAAUCGGUCCAUUACGUUCUGAAUGGGAAGACGUACAGGCGGCUUGACUGCAUAGGGCGAGGAGGGUCUUCCAGGGUCUUCCGAAUCAUGGCGGAGAACUACAAGAUCUUUGCCUUGAAAAGGGUAAAUCUCGAGGAGGCUGAUAUGGCAGCAAUAGCUGGAUACAAGGGUGAAAUUGAUCUGUUGAAGAAACUCGAAAAUGUGGACAGAGUCAUCCGCCUAUAUGAUUACGAAGUCAAUGAGGAGAAAGGCGUGUUGAACGUGAUGAUGGAACUGGGUGAAUCCGACUUCAACAAAAUGCUCAACGAGCAGCUGAAGGCCGAUAACGCCAAACUGGACAUCACCUUCACGCGACACUAUUGGAAGGAGAUGCUAGAAUGUGUCCAGGCAGUCCAUGACUAUGACAUUGUUCAUUCCGACCUCAAGCCGGCGAAUUUCCUGCUGGUGAAAGGACAGCUCAAGCUGAUUGAUUUUGGAAUCGCCAACGCCAUCCAGGACGACACAGUCAAUGUGCACCGCGAAAAUCAGAUCGGAACUCCCAACUACAUGAGCCCCGAGUCUCUGGUAUGCCACACCCCAGCAACGGGAUCCGCACCCGGGACGAAACUGCUGAAACUGGGCAAACCUAGCGAUGUCUGGAGUCUAGGCUGCAUCCUAUACCAAAUGACAUACGGGCAGCCACCAUUUGCACACAUCGCCAAACAAUUUGAACGGAUCAUGAGUAUCCCGAACCCGAAAGUCGAGAUUCAAUUUCCCAACACGGGCAUUGGCGGAGCAGUUGUGCCCUUCGGGCUGAUCAAGACAUUAAGGCGCUGUCUCACGCGUGAGCAAUCUCUGCGGCCUACUAUCAAGGAACUCCUGAACGAGUCAGACCCAUUUCUCAACCCGGUUGCGAUCAGUCCUGAUAUGCUGGGUCGGGUCAUUGGGAACGUUGUCGGCUACUGUCGGCGGAGAGAAGAAGCGAUGAGAGCGAGAGGCGAGAUCACUGCCGCAGAAGGGGUUAGUUGUCUCCCCAAGGAUGAGGAGAUGAAAGGAUGGCCUUUGGCAUUUUACGAAAAGUUGAGACAGGCGCAGGAAGAGGGCACAGCCUGGUAG